AGCACUUCGCAUGAUUGUAGUCUGUAGUCAGUAUCAGUAGAAUCACAUUAGAACGUCAAAAUGUAUCAAAUGCGCUUCGAGAAGUUCGAAAUGCCGAAGCAGGGCUACGACCAGAUGGGCGGCGGCAGCAUGGUCCCUGGUGGCGACGGCACCAAAGGGUACACGGCGGACGACGGCGGAGGCGAUUCGCCGAUGUCGUUCGAGGAAAUCGAACGGCCACCGUUGCGACACAUCGACAAGUACGUCCGGGCGGAGUGUCCCUGCAUCAAAACGACCCGAUUUACCAUCGCCCUGAUGACCUGUCUGGGGUUCAUCAUUUCGUUCGGAAUGCGCUGCAACAUGGGCAUGGCCAAGCUCCAGUUCGAGAAUGCGACCGUCAAAUACAACUGGACCGUCGCCAUGGAGAGUGCGGUCGAUUCUUCCUUCUUCUGGGGCUAUCUGGUGACCCAAGUGCCGGGAGGUUUCCUCGCGUCCAUGUACCCAGCCAAUCGAAUCUUCGGUACGGCAAUCGCAUGUUCAGCAUUUCUCAACCUCCUCGUCCCGGGAGCGAUGGCAUUGCACCCUGUUGUAUUGAUUAUGGUUCGAGUGGUGCAGGGAUUGGUAGAGGGUGUCACGUAUCCUGCUUGCCACGGUAUUUGGCGCUUCUGGGCCCCUCCACUGGAGCGAUCACGGUUGGCAACGAUGGCGUUCAGUGGUUCGUACGCCGGUGUCGUGAUAGGAAUGCCAAUGUCCGGUAUCUUGACCGGCUGGAUCAGUUGGCACGCGCCGUUCUUCUUCUAUGGCUUGUGCGGGGUCAUCUGGUACUGCUUCUGGCUGUGGUUGUCGUUCGAGAAACCGCGACAGCAUCCAACCAUCUCGCUCAAGGAGCUGAAAUACAUCGAAAAAUCCCUCGGAGACUCGGUAUCGCUGCCGAUGCCGAAAAUUUCCACCACACCGUGGCGAGCGAUGGCCUCGUCCAUGCCGGUGUACGCCAUCAUUGUGGCCAUUUGCCGCUCGUGGAACUUUUAUCUACUCGUACUGUAUCAAAGCGCAUAUCUUAAGCAUUCGUUUGAUUUCAAAAUCGAAGAGACUGGUAUUUUAGGAGCACUGCCACAUCUACUGAUGACAAUUAUUGUGCCAUUCGGAGGAAUGUUAGCCGAUUACCUGCGAAAGUCCGGAAUAAUGACGACAACCAACGUGAGAAAGUUAUUCAACUGCGGUGGCUUUGGCUUGGAAGGAUUCUUCUUCCUAGUAGUGGCGCACUCAACUAGCCCUAUGGGAGCCGUUACGGCACUAACGUUAGGCGUCGCCUUCAGUGGGUUCGCCAUUUCCGGCUACAACGUGAACCAUCUGGAUAUCGCACCCCGCUACGCCAGUAUCCUGAUGGGAAUGUCCAACGGCAUCGGCACCAUUGCCGGUCUGAUAUGUCCCAUUGCGAUCGAUCAUCUAACGAGGGGACAGCCAAAAUCCUGCUGGUCCACCGUGUUUAUGAUAGCAGCCACGGUCCAUCUGGUAGGUAUCACAUUCUACGGUAUAUUCGCAUCAGGGGAAUUGCAACCGUGGGCUGAACCGACAAUCGAGGAACAGAAAGCGUGGGAUCCAAUGGCCAGUGGGUACGAGAAGGAAACGACAUUCAACGACACCACCGCCGGCGCAGGUGGGGCACCAAUGGUUGCCAGCAUGGAUCCGUCGGCGCAGAUCAACAGCACCAAGACGGUAAGCUACGGGGCGGUUUCGCACGUGGCAGGCAAUCCGUUUGCCUACCCGAAUGUGAUCAACGAGGAACCGGUGCAGCCGGAAGCCAAGGACACCUACUUACACGGCAACCCGGACGAACGUUCGUAUUGACCUGCGCGACUUAAGAAAACCGUAACGUUCAGUUGUAACUAGAUAGAGUCGUUAAGAUUUGAGGUCACCCCCGAGGUGGCUGUUGCUUUGUUCAUUGUGAUCUUAGGUAGACUAUUGUUUCCGUACAAGUGUCUCUCUGGAACGAAUUAUCUGUGUUAGACAAGGUGGUGGGAAAAGCGAUGAACUGCAAUAAAAGUCUUGUGGGAAGAGUUCAGCAUUUUAUGGUAUACAAUAUCAAAUUAAUAAGUAUUUCGGUUGAUAAUUCUAAUAGUAUCUUGAAACAAAAUGGAAAAAAUUAACCCUGCUUAAGCAAUUAUAACUUAGAUAGUUCUAACAAAUACUGGAGCAACUGACGGUGUAAGAUCAAGAUUAUUUAAGUGAAAGUUACAAAGAAUAUGUAGAUCGAUAUUAUUCGCUGUAUCUGGUAAAUAGUAAUGUAUCAGAAUUACCUAAACCAUCAUUGUAAAUAUUGCUGUGAAACGACAAUAACGAAACAUAGCACGCAAGUAGGGCAAAGCAUUUGUUAAUCUGAAGCACAAUGAAUGCUUGUAGUAGGCAACAUAACCAAUUGAAAAUCUUAGAAUCAAUCAUACAUAAUUGUACAUUAUCCCCCUGCAUAUUAGUUAUGAAAACGAUUGUAGUUCGCCUGUUCACUAUCCACCCUCUCCUAAUCAGGUAAUACAUACAUUUAUUAACUACAUAUUGAUGGGAUUAGUUAACUAGUGGGAGUAUGCUUUCGGUUUUGUAAAAUACGCGCAUUUCUUUCAACUAAAAGAGUCAAUUUACUAACUUGUACGUACACUUGUAGACCUAACUGAUAUAUGCGUUGCAGUUGAAUGAAGAUACACGAAGGGAAGAACAUAGUUCGAAGCUGCCCGAAGGUAGCUCGUGCUGCACAACUUAGGACAAAUAAUAUAGUAGUCAAUAUUGGGUAUGAGUGGUAGCGCUGACAAAUAUUUUGUUAAAGUUCUACUCUGAAUACUGUUGGACGAAUGGAAGUGUGGAAGAUUGUGGUUAUUUUGACAACAUUUUUUUGUUACACAAAGAUCAUCUUAAUACAAAGUGAAAUAUUUUAUAUGUUCAAUCUGUUUGUACAGUCUCAAUUUUUAGGUUUAUCAUUAAUCUUUAAAGCAUUUACUUUAAUCUUUACCGCUGAAUUAUUUAUUUACUAGCUGAUCCAUCGAACUUAGUCUCGCCUAAAAUUGAUUAGACGGCUUUUUUUUUUGUAUUCACAAUUUAUGUUUUGAUGUCUUUUCUGCUAUUCGAUUUCAUUAAGACCUUCAGAACCCAAGUAACAUUCUAAGUUCUAUAACACUCUUGGAGACCAAAAUUAACUUUUCAAGAAUGUUAUAAAACCAGUAUAAAACCAAAAUGUUACUAGGGAAUGUUAUUCAGAAAUGAGUGUUUCAUUUGUAGGAAACCACUCCUUCCCGACAGGAGGAAAGUUCGAACCACCAAUAGAAACGAUUCGUGUCUUUAAAAACCUCUACAAUGCUAAUUUGGUUGCAUUUGCUUGAUAGAAUCUUGAGCUAUGUAGAAAUUUCUGUUUCAUUUGUAUGACCCCUUUCCCCUGUCAGAGAAUCUCAAACAACAAUAUUCUAUAGAAACAUAUUCCGCAUAACUUUUAAAACGGACCUAAGCUACAUUUUUUAAUGAAUUUAUUUGAAUACUGCAAACAAAAGCUUUCAUAUUGGUCUGUUGAUUGCGAUAUUCAAAUUAAUUCAUGAAAACGAUGUUACUCAUGUCAUUUUGAACAUUGUUGGUCAUGCUAAAAUUGGCGUAAAAAUCUCAUUUAAUUUCUUAAAUGAAUUUAAUAUGCAGUAAGCAAAGAUGGGACUCCAGUUAGCCUUGCAAGCAAAUGCGAAGAAUUAUUAAUCCGGAGAUGGCAAGUUCGAUUCACGGUCCGGUCUAGGAUGUUUUCGGGUCGGAAACAUUCUCGAUUCCGACUUACUUACUUACUUAUGAAUCCUGUACACCUCCGGUGGUGCAAAGGGCCGACUUGAAAGAUCUCCAUCCUGCGCGUUGCAUAGCUAUCGCUUUAACCUGUAGCCAGGUUAGAUUUCGGUCGACUUCUUUUAUUUCUUUAUUGAGCUUCGCCGUGGGUCUGCCUCUGCUGCGAUGUCCCGCUGGGUUCAAAUCUAAUGCUUGUUUACAGAUUUCGUUUCCGCCCCUACGUAGAGUGUGGCCGACCCAGCCCCACUUUUGAUCCCGAAUUUCUAUUGCUAUCGGCCUCUGGUGACAACGACGAUGAAGCUCGUUGUUUGAGAUCCAGUUGUGGCGCCGCCAGGCCCGAAUUAUACACUGCAGGCAUCUGUUGAUGAACACCUGAAGCCGUCGAGUGUUCUCCACAGAUACAUACCAUGUUUAGCUAGCGUAUAACAGCCCUAGAAGCACAAUUUAGACUGAUUUGGUUGCAACAACUCAUAUAUGACCAGAUUUGGUCUUACAUAAGUGACAGUAACUCCUUUAUGACAAGUGUGCUGCUUGGGAGCACAGAUUUCACGUUAGAGUUGAAAAUUCGUAUUUUGGUGCGUUCACUUAUCUGCCUGUUUUUCCAGAUAUUUCUUAAACUCGCAAAGGCAGCCCUUGCUUUCUUGAUCUGUGCGCCUAUGUCGAUCUUGGUACCGCCGUCUGACACCAUUUGGCUACCAAGAUAUUGGAAACUUUCAACAUUCUCCACUGGUUGCCCGACUACUGUAAAACUGGAAAGAGUUACCGUGUUUACAUCCAACGAUUUGGUUUUGUUGACGUUGAUGACUAAACCUGCCGAAAAGGAGCGAUCGGCAAGGUCGUGGAGCUUACUCUGCAUAUCAGAGCGCCGUUGCGCGAGGAGCACAACGUCAUCAGCCAAUUCGAAGUCGUUUAGGUGUUCCAUGGUUAUAGGCUGCCAUAACAGCCCGCGGUUUGGUUCACGGUCAAUCGCAUCUACCAGAUUCUCGUCGAUUACGAUGAGGAACAGUGACGGUGAUAGAAUACAUCCUUGUCUCACACCAGCUACGACCCGGAUAGGGUCGGACAAGACCUCAUUGUGCAGCACUAUACACGAAAAGGCCUCGUACUGUGCCUCGAUGAGGCCGAUGAUUUUCUAAGGAACCCCCUUGCGUCUCAGGGCGCCCCACAUAUUCUCGUGAUUGGUCGACGGUCGAAAGCUUUUUCGUAGUCAAUGAAUACCAAGUAAAGGGACUCUUGGAAUUCGUUGACCUGCUCCAGAAUGAUGCGGAGUGUGACAAUAUGGUCCACACAGGAUUCGGCACGGAAUCCAGCUUGCUGCAGCCGGAGAGUCACAUCGAUCUUCUCCUGAAUCCGGACUAGGAUAAUUUUGCAUUCUCGAUUCCCUGGGCAUAAUGUAUCCUUCAUACUUGCCACACAAGCUACAAUACUCAUGCAAUGCAAGGGCAUAGAAAAGCUUUCUAUUAAUAACUGUGGAAAUGCUUAUAGAACACUAAGUUGAAAAAAGCAGGCAAGCUCUAGUUGGAAUGUGGAGCCAUUGAAGAAGAAAGAAGAAGAAGAAACAAAGAUUCAUGCAGUGUGUAGAAUUCUUAUUGACUAAUAAACGAUUGGACGAUUGGUACGGACACCAGAUUACCGUGCCCAAUUUUAACAAUGAUCGAACAAGCGAGCAGUAUAUAGCCUUAACCCUUCUAGGACGACUUUUUUACAUACGAAUUUGGAUUUUUUCAUUGAAUCCUGCCAAAACUAGUAUGGAUAUAACUAAAUAAGUGUUGACAUUUUUUUUCGGAUGUCCAAACCCUUCUGGAGUUUAUAUUCUUAAACGUUUUAGGAAAUAUGUCUAGAAACAAAAUGUCCUAAGCUGAGGUAUAUGUCCAAAAACGUUUUUUUAAUCAAGACUUAAAUUGAUCAAGUUAUGGAUAAAUGUAAACUAUUUCAAGGUCUCCAAAACGCCCUGAAGCUCAGAACAUGUGAUCUACCCGAUUAUUCAAGUCCUGAAAGAUGUAUUCGUGCAUCGUUAAACAUCCUAGCAGGUCGAUUGAGCUAAUAGAAUUUCGUUCAUUACAUUUACAAGCUACUACUACCCGAUCAACCAAGUCCUGAAUGAUAUAUUUAUUUAUUUAUUUACUAGUCGACCCGGCAGACGUUGUCCUGCAUAGUAGGCGAGAAUGUGCGUUCCGAACUGCCCAUGCAAAGUUCGCAUAGAAAUCACAAUUUUAGUUUUUCACGAUUUGCUCAACUUUAGUUGUAAUUUUCGCAUUAGGAAAUAUCAUAUAAACCCGUCGGAAACUAUAACGAAUGUUUCUGCUGAAGAAAUGAAAAAAAUCCAUCCAGCCGUUUUCGAGUUAUGCGUAUACGAACACAGACCAUUUCAUUUUUAUAUAUAAGAAGAUUACAAGACUAGACUAUUUCUAAACAUUAACUGAGACAAAUUAAAAUCAAAUUUCGCAGACACUUCGUUUAAACGACGAGAACAAACAUUGAAAGGGUUGUUUUUAGCAUUAGCAUUGUUACGGUGUAAUUCGUAGAUUGGACACUAGUGAUACUCAUGUUUUACUUUUGAGAUCCUUAUCUAGAAUGCUAUCAGAAAUCAAGAAGGGGAGUGUUCCUUGAUUCCAGUCUUAAACAAAAAUAACAAAAGCAUGAGGAUUACUACUCCUGGCCACGCCCAUCUUCACCGUAACUAGGGAGAGGAAGGAAGUGUUGAUGCAGUACUCACUUAACGAGAGGCCACCGACUUAGCGACACCCUCAUAAGUACCACGGAGUUGGAUAAUGAGGAAGGUAUUCGUUGGGUCAGGAUUUGCCUGUAGCUGGCAAUGUAACCAUGGUAGAUCUUACCCCGUAACACACCACGUAAAGGUGUCUACCCAGCAUUACGGGUAAAACAUUGAAAGGGUUGUUUUGCCCGAAAACAAUACGAUGAACAGGAAGACGAAGGAAUUCUGCACGCCGAGUAUUUCUAGCCGGAACGUUGAGAUCGAUGUUGUUCAAAAGUUCCGAGAAGUCGAAGUUGCUGCUUUAUAUGCCAAACAUGAAUAAGCGCUGCAAGAGAAUCCCUCAUGCUAGCAAAAGUUGUCAGAUGUACCAAGGUGCAACGAUGCUUACAUGAUGGCAAACGAACGGGAUCAUUCCAUGACAGUAGGCGAAGAGCGAAACGAAGGAAAUUCCGUUGAGUUCGUUCGAUCCAAUUAGUGUUAACGGCCUGAUGUGGUACCUAGACCAGCACACCAUAUUCAAGAAUGCUCCGUACAAGUGCGCAGUAGAUUGACUUCAAACUAUAAUACUUGGUGAACUGCUGUGUAUUGCGCUUUAUAAAACUAAGCACUGCGUAUGCUUUUGCAGUCGUUACUGCAAUGUGUUGAGCAAAAUUGAGAUGCUCAGCCAGUAGUACACCAAGAUCCUUGACAGUGAUGACUCGGGCGAUGCUGGCAGAUGACAUCAUAUAGUUGAAGACAGUUGCAUUCCUCGUUCGACAAAAUGAAAUCGCAUUACACUUCUUGAUGAAAAGCGGGGGUAGACGAUCGGGUCCAGCACCUUUAGAGUAAUUUUUAUAUCUCGAAGUUUGCUAGACACGUCCUCUGGAGAAAAGUUGAAAGGCGGUAUACUCAAUUCGUAUCGAGGCAAACUGCUCAAGCACUCUUCAGACGAAGGUGAUCGGUUAUUACUUAGCACGCUUCGAAAGAAAGACGAGAACAAAUUAGCUGAUUCGAGCGUUGUUUCAGCAAUAACUUCGUGGUAACUAAUUCGUUGAGGAAUUCUGCUCGUCUGUUUCCGACUUCUUACAAAUGACCAGAAUGGUGUUGGAUUUCGUUUAAAGCUUUCUGCCGUGCGAUGAAUAUAGCCGCUAGAGCAUUGCGCGUGCAAAUAGUUGUAUUUGGUCUCUAUGUCACGCAGCUCAACUUUGCGUUGUUCAUCCCUCGAACGGAAAAAUCGCUUUCUAGCUUUACGCAAAUGGUUACAGAGAUGCAGCCUCUUUUCCACCAAGGCUGUCUUUUCCUCAUAGGUAGGCAUCGUUGUUUCAACAGGACAACAUCUUUGCUUUACGGGACUGCGUUGUCCAACGCUGCGAGUGACUUGUAAUCUUUCUAAAGACUACUUUUACUAUCUGCACCCGGUGCAGAGUUGAUAAUUGGUUUUGAAAAUUGAUAGUGAAAGAUGCAAGAAAUCACAGAUCUACCUAAGCCGAUAAUAUUGUUUAACACUGGGAAAAGAAGUCUCUAAUGAGUGUCAAAUGACAAUACGUUUCCUGCACGCUGCGUAUCCAAAUCAGCUGGAAUCUACGAUAACAGUAUAAGCGGUUUUGGCCUUUUUUUAAACUAAAAGCAGAAAAAUUUAAAAACUACAUGCAAGUGUUAUGGUGCGGUGACUCAUCAUCUGAUGAAGCGUGUCUUAUUAAGUAGCUUUUCGAAAGGCACUCGCAAACAUUGCAUUUCAAAGAAUAAAACUCAACGGCAUCCGGACCGGAUGACAUUCCAUUUCCUAGCUAAAAAAGCGAACUGCUGCUUCACUGGUGCGUUGUUGUGAUACAAUUAUGCACAGCUACAUACUAAUGGUUUUGGUUCACCCGAGCAGUACAAAUCACAUAAAAAUAGUUACAGUUAGAUUGUGACUUAAUCUGGUCACAUAUCCUUUGGAAUAACCUGUAUGGAACAUGCGUGCUGCUAGAGCGGUUAUUCGUGUUCUAAAUCUGGUAACGUAAACGUAUAAAACCCUUCAAUGAUAGGCUCCCACUUCAUCAACGCAGUAUGAGCUUUGGCGUUGGGGAGUGUUCGUCCCUCAGUAUUAGUAUUUAGGAAUCACUUCCGAUGACAUUUUGUAUUUUUCAGAGUUUGACCAACGUUGGUCGUAUGAGGUUCUAUUGAGAAUCUGGAGGUUUGCCUCAUUGUAAGUUGAGCCAUUUUACCAUGCUAAGCGGAAGCUAAACCGUCGCUUCUACUUGUUCACAGCGCCGUAGCGUGAGGUUGGCCCCCACCAAGGGCGCCAGGCCUUAGGCGGGCACCGAAAUCCAGAAUUUCACUAUGGGAAAUGAUACAAAAAUAUUCUCAAAUUCACUGGUUCAAAGUGAUUCAGUUUAAAGCUUUUAUCAAACGAUUUCCAUCAGGGACUACAUCCGUAAUCAACCGUUUGAAUAAUUUCCGGAAGGCCCUUUUCCGUUAAUAACUGAUACAAGUAUCACAUCGUCGGAACAGAAAGUAUGUUCCCCACAAUUUGGGAGAUUUGUAUCAUCGCCUUCUCUGUCUUAUUCAUCAUUUACCUGACAGAAAAGGAAGUUAAAUAGAAAGACAGAAAAGGCCAUUGGAAAGAUACAUGAAAUAAGCUUUUGGGAAAGGAGCUCUGGAUAAGGACUUCAAUACGCUAAAGGAGAAACACAGAGUACACUGUAACAAACGGAUCUCUUGGAUCUAUAUAAACUAGUAAAACUUUAAACAAGGAUGAAUAUUUGAAAUGACGGCACUCAUCUAACGGCAUGAUAAAUACGAGAAUCGGAAUCAAGGAAUUUCAGUAAUGAUGGUAACUGACCAAAUUCAAAGUUGAAAUUUACUGGUUCAACAAAAUCAACCAGUGCCACCAAACCAAACCGAUAGAGCCAUUCCAGAAAGUUAUAUAUCUUGAUCCGAAUAGGUCCAGAGUUAGUUUUUUCUUGAUACGACUUUGUCCAAUCACUAUUAAUACCAAUUCACUCCAAAGCUGAUUUUUAUUGAAAGGUCAGUAGUUCUUUCAAACCACCGACCAAGCCACUGUAUAGUUGGAGUUCAUUCCACUCCAAAGUAGAGUUCUUAUUGAUGCGACUGGGUCCGAUAGCGACCCUGCAGUUAGAUUUGCAUUAAUUUACUGCAAGUGCAUUAAUUCACGACAAAAAAUAUUAACGAUUUUUAUUUUGGCAGGGCAUCCACGCAAUAAUGGAUCUAGUCUUUUUAUUAGCGUCAUUGAAAUCGUAAAAUUCCCAGAAAAUAGAUUUCUAAAGACGUUCUGGUCUUUUACUGGCAUUAUGCAGAUUAAAGAGGCUCAAGGAAUUAAUGACGUAAAAGCUCACUCAGUCCACAACGCAGAAAAAAUCUUUGUUUUGAACAUGCAUGAAAGUAAGGGGCGCCAAAUAUAGGUUUCGCGCUGGGAGUCCACGCUAUGACUCUGCUUGUUCAUGAUAUUUAUUUUCAAGAACAAUAGGUAAGAAUAAGAAUCUUUAUCCACUGGGAUGUGACUGCCAUCUUAGAUUUAGCUUCCAAGACAGACGCUCGAGAGUGUACUCCUCGUAACUGGUGUCAGAAGGUCAGCAGGUUCCUAGAUUCGUGAUGGCAGGAUGAUUUUGCAUAGAUUAAUAUGCAAUAAGGUUAACGCUCCUAGAAUCCACACCAUGAACCCAAAUCAAUACCAUUCGAAUCCAAAGAAUUGGUGGGCAAAUUGUUUUAUUUUUAAUUAAAAAAAAAAAAUUUAUCAGCGUUGAGCACGCCGGAUAACAACAAAACACGACACAAAUUGAUCCUAAAUUACCUGUUUGGCAAAUAUUUUUGAUAUAGAAGGAUGUUGUUAAUAAUGAAACAGAUACCCUAUGAGUUGACAUGGUAAUUUAUUAUGAAGGGAGUGUUCUCGAAUCUGAUUCUUCUGGUACUUUUUUAACUUGGUUUACGCAAUUUUAUGAAGAGACGAUUAAAAAUAUUCUGUUUUGUUUAUGAAUGACUGGAUUGACUGUGAAUUGGAUGAGUGUUUGAGGUUGAAAUAAAUAUGUUCUCAAUAAAAUUACGUUAAGAACGGAUAAACCAAUUUGAGGUGUACUCACUCUCAAAGGCUGUGUUGACAAUAACAAAACCCUAGUUCGUAAGAUACCAAUAAUGUAGCAGAAAACUAAGUAUUUGGUGACACUAUGAUUUGCCUGGAAUUAAUACGUUAAUUAUUCCAAUUAUUGUUGAGUUUCAAUCGUUAUGAAAAUAAUCGAUAUUAUUUUUAGCAUGUAAGUAAACUGAAGCAAACCCAAACAAGUUGCGAAUGUGACAAAUACAAUAAAACCCUAGUUCGUAAGUAAUAAUGCAGACGAUACUUUGUAAUAUAAUAGCGGAAUAAAGAGUAAUGUAAACUUGUACGCCUGCAACAGAAUACCAAAAUAAUAUACUUGUAGGUAAUGUUAAUGAGAAGAAUUGUGCAUUUAAUGAACUGAAUAGGGACAAAUAUUUAAAAUUGGAGCGCAUUGCUGUAAAUAUUUUGUAUCGUUGUAAGUUCAAUGAUUCACAAUUAUGCAGAGGAUGUGAAGUAGUAAUAUAAAGACUUUACAUGACAAAAAUAAAGCGUAUUAUAAAUUUUCUGUUCACAUAACAUCACUUAAUGAAGUAAGUUGAAUAUUCUAUAACGGGUAUUACAGUUAUCAUUUAACUAAAUUUAAUAUUGUUUGUAAUUGUUAUUUCAAAAUAAGGUUUGUUUUGACUAUGUCUCUAACAUGUGUUGAUCGUGUAUCGAAUACGAACGAAUAAAAACUUACAGCGUAGCUCAUAAUGAUAGGGUUAUUUUUUCUGUACAUUGUGUAACAAAUAAGUUCAAAUAGCCCAAAAAACUUCACUAAAGGAUGGCAAUUUCUCUUGCACAAGUUCCAUCCUCCCUUUCUAGUAGCACAUCCUUCCCAAAAAUCGAAAAAGUAAAUAUAUACACCUAUACAAGACUGACUGUUGACAUGCGGUGGAAUAAUCGUUGAACAGUCAGACCAGUUUUCCAACUGUUUAAGUUUCGUUAUAUCAACUGUUGUUGUAUUUAAAAAUAUUUAUCAAAAACUCAUAAACGAGAAAUACAUGAAAACUCCUCUCUGAUAUUAAAGCUCUUGACUCUUGAGUGGAGCAGAGAUAAAUCAGAAUUCAGGCAACUGACAAACAAGAAUAUAAAGAAAAACAUUACAAAUCAUCAUUGUUAGAUUAAUUGUUUACACCGAUAGCAUCUACUAAUAGGAUAUUGUAUGAAAUAUAAAAUUAAAUAAGUUGAAAGUUGGAUUACGCUAGUCUCCCAUGUAUAAAGCAAAUCAAAUAAAACCAUUAUCCUGAUAUGGCAUUGAUCGUAUGUAAUAACAAAAAAAAAUGUGAACAAAAUAAGUUUCUUCUUCAUCGUGUUUGGAUCCGGAUGUAGGCUGUAAGAUAAAUGUAAUGAAAUAAAAAAAAUCAAAAGGUAAUAAAUUCAAGACUCCGUGCUGAGUUUGCGAAUCGCGAGGGAAGAAGUGCGGUACAACAUUAUAGGCUACUACAGCAAUCGAAGACGAACAGCAACUAUAUUGAAUCAUUUAAGCUAUGAGACAACCAAUAAAGAUACGUAUAUAUUAAACUGUUGAGAAUCAAAA
Messenger RNA from Armigeres subalbatus, 12087 nucleotides. RefSeq names its product vesicular glutamate transporter 1-like. Gene Ontology annotation, cellular component: excitatory synapse; synaptic vesicle membrane. The record is from RefSeq and is a predicted model, not a curated record. Gene Ontology annotation, molecular function: L-glutamate transmembrane transporter activity; neurotransmitter transmembrane transporter activity. Gene Ontology annotation, biological process: synaptic transmission, glutamatergic; monoatomic anion transport; transmembrane transport. Lineage: Eukaryota; Metazoa; Arthropoda; Insecta; Diptera; Culicidae.